Molecule: messenger RNA, 981 nt
Organism: Pectinophora gossypiella (pink bollworm)
Lineage: Eukaryota; Metazoa; Arthropoda; Insecta; Lepidoptera; Gelechiidae
Product: brachyurin-like
Exons: 7
Coding region: 70-936 (288 amino acids)
Biological process (GO): proteolysis
Molecular function (GO): serine-type endopeptidase activity
Source: RefSeq, a predicted model, not a curated record
AGAUAAUCAUGUUAUAUAAAUUUGAAGUUUCCAUCAUCAUGCCACUUCAUUGUAAGGGUGUGGGCAGUCAUGAAGGGUCUCGUUGCUUUGUCGUUGGUCAUAGCCGCUGCUUCUGCAGCAGUUGAUACGGAAAACCUUUCGGUUUUCGGAUAUCACCGGAGAAUUGGGAUCCCUCGAACAGCCCAGAUCAAGAAAUUUGAAGAAUCCUUGCCUGAAGAUGGACAACGCAUCGUGGGUGGAGUUGUCACCGACAUCUCGCAGACUCCUUACCAGGCGGGCCUAAUCAUGGUGUUCCAAUGGAUAUUUCAAUCGUCGUGCGGUGGCUGUCUCAUCUCUACCACGCGGGUGGUUACUGCUGGCCACUGUUACGAUGAUGGUGACAUACAAGCCCAGCGGUUCACCGUUGUUCUGGGAUCCAACAGGCUUUUCAGUGGUGGUACCCGUAUCGAAUCGACAGACGUGGUGGCCCAUCCGGCGUGGGACCCUAACACCAUCCGCAACGACCUGGCGGUCAUCAGGAUACCAGCUGUCGCCACAUCCAAUGUAAUCCAGCCUAUAGCCUUGCCAUCUGGAGCGGAGAUCUCCAACACCUUCGCUGGAGAACAUGGACUCGCUUCAGGAUUCGGCUUCACUGGUAACAACGCCGGUAUCCCGGCCAACCAGCCCCUCUACUCCGUCGUCCUGCCCAUCAUCAGCAACGCAGAAUGCGUGAGAUUCUAUGGAGGGUGGGUGACAGCGACCAACGUGUGCACCAGCGGCGUGGGGGGCAGAGGCACCUGCCACGGAGACUCCGGUGGGCCGCUCGCUGUGGUCAGCAAUGGCAGGAGGGUUCUUGUUGGUGUGACGUCAUUCGGAUCCUGGAACGGAUGCGAGGCCGGUGACCCGGCGUCUUUCGCCAGAGUUUCGUCUUUUGUUUCGUGGCUGAAGUCGGUCUAACGUCGGUGUUUGAGAGAAAUAUAAAUAAUAAAUAUUUAUUAUAAA